Molecule: messenger RNA, 951 nt
Organism: Microtus oregoni (creeping vole)
Lineage: Eukaryota; Metazoa; Chordata; Mammalia; Rodentia; Cricetidae
Product: MICOS complex subunit Mic27-like
Exons: 8
Coding region: 10-792 (260 amino acids)
Biological process (GO): cristae formation
Cellular component (GO): MICOS complex
Source: RefSeq, a predicted model, not a curated record
CUUUUUCAGAUGGGAAAGUUGACAACCAUGCCCGCAGGUCUGAUAUAUGCAUCUGUAAAUGUACAUCUGGCCGAAGAAGAGGAACCCAAAAAGCAGCUAAUAAGACCAGAACAGCUCCCCAUAUAUACUGCACCACCUCUCCAUUCUAAAUAUGUUGAAGAACAGCCUGGUUAUUUACAAAUGGGCUUUGCAUCAAUCCGUACUACAGCUGUUCGGUAUGUUGGCUGGUGCAAGGGUGUUUAUAUCUUUAUGAAGAAUGGGAUAGUGGAUACAGUACAAUUUGGUAAAGAUGCAUAUGUCUAUCUGAAGAAUCCUCCUCAAGAUUUUUUUCCUAAACUGGGAGUGAUUACAGCUUCGGGACUGGCGGGUUUGGUCACAGCAAGGAAAGGUUCUAGGUUUAAGAAGAUUGCUUAUCCACUAGGAUUGGCCUCAUUAGGAGCAACUGUUUGUUAUCCAGCUCAGUCAGUAAUAAUUGCAAAGAUAACGGGGAAGAAGGCAUAUACUACAAGCCAGCAAAUUUAUCAAGCCAUUAAGUCAUUGUGGACAAAAAGCAGUGAAAAAGAAUCACUCCCCGAACCAAAGGAAGGAACUAAGGUAGGAAGGUCUGAUGAAAUACAUGCCAAAACUCCUGACUCGAAACAUUCAGUGUCUUUUCCAAAAGAACUUGCCUCUGCAACAAAGGUUAAAUCGGAAUCUACUGCAGGCACUACACAGUUUCUACCUGACCCCAACCUCAUGGAUCAUGGGCAGUCUCAUCCAGAAGAUAAAGAUAUGUACAGCACUAGAAGCUGAAAUGGACUACAGUGGGAGCCUGUGGAGAGAUCCGCAAGAUGUACCAAGUGGGAAACGAUGGUGAAAGAUCAUGUAAUAGAUGGGAAACUGACAGCAUGAUUCUACAUGUUCCCAUGUUUAAUUCCAAAUAAACAGUUUGGCCAAUGAUGCAAGUGGUUA